AGUUUAUAAACAACGCUCGCCGGCUGCAGUUGGAAACGGAGAGCGCGUAAUCGGCGAUAUCAAUUCGUAGGACAUAGGACCGCCGUCAGCAUAUGUAAUUGCUUAUCACAGUCUGACUGUCCGAAAUCGCUCCAGCGACAACAGAUCCCCCAACAACUCGUGCCACCCCCCGCAAAUUGCCGGCUUACGUAAGCCAAUUGUAUUCGUUUUAGCUGAGAGAACAUCAAUCAAAAUACAAAUAACAAAAAAACAUGCGGCUAUUGGCCAGACACGCGAUUCGAUUGCUGGGUCAGGAGAAUAGCGCGGGCGAGGUGGCUUCACUUUCGAGAGGAGCAAUCCGGCUGAAGGCCACAACCGGUUACCUCAAUCUGGCCACGGCAAGUGUUCAGCCAUUGGAGCCGGAGAAACAGGUGCUGAGAAAGAAUUCGCCACUCACGGACUCCUUUGGCCGGCAUCACACCUAUUUGAGAAUUUCUCUAACCGAACGCUGCAAUCUGCGAUGCGACUACUGCAUGCCCGCUGAAGGCGUUCCGCUACAGCCGAAAAACAAACUCCUGACCACCGAGGAAAUCCUUCGUCUAGCUCGAAUUUUCGUGGAGCAGGGAGUGCGAAAGAUCCGCUUGACCGGCGGAGAGCCAACUGUGCGCAGGGAUAUCGUAGAGAUAGUGGCACAAAUGAAAGCACUACCCGAACUGGAGCAAAUCGGAAUUACCACCAAUGGCCUGGUGCUGACACGCCUGCUGUUGCCGCUCCAGAGAGCUGGACUAGAUAACCUGAACAUCAGUCUGGAUACGCUGAAAAGGGAUCGCUUUGAGAAGAUCACCAGGCGAAAAGGAUGGGAGCGGGUGAUAGCCGGCAUUGAUUUAGCUGUCCAAUUGGGCUAUCGCCCCAAGGUGAACUGCGUCCUUAUGCGGGAUUUCAACGAGGAUGAAAUCUGUGAUUUUGUUGAGUUCACCAGGAAUCGUCCGGUAGAUGUGCGGUUCAUAGAGUACAUGCCAUUCUCCGGAAACAAGUGGCAUACAGAGAGGCUCAUUUCGUAUAAAGAUACCCUGCAAAUCAUUCGACAAAGGUGGCCAGACUUCAAGGCCCUUCCCAAUGGACCUAAUGACACUUCUAAAGCCUAUGCAGUUCCGGGAUUUAAGGGUCAGGUCGGUUUCAUCACCUCCAUGACGGAACACUUUUGUGGUACCUGCAAUAGAUUGCGACUCACUGCGGAUGGAAACAUAAAGGUGUGCUUGUUUGGCAACAAAGAGUUCUCGUUGAGAGAUGCCAUGCGAGAUGAGAGUGUUAGCGAGGAACAGUUGGUGGAUCUCAUUGGAGCAGCCGUCCAGCGUAAGAAGAAACAGCAUGCAGGCAUGCUGAACCUGUCGCAGAUGGAGAACCGGCCCAUGAUACUCAUUGGCGGCUAGUAGACACACCACACUCUCUCCCCUCUCCCGUUGCAGAUGCUGCGCCAAGACUCCAUCAUCAUCUUCAUCCUUAUUCGUAUCACCACGCAUAUCAUACUUCAAGGCUGCAGCUUCAGGCCCGAAAUUACAGCCAACUCACCCAUGUCGAUGGCCAGGGCAAGGCCCAAAUGGUGGAUGUGGGCGCAAAACCUUCGACCACAAGAUUAGCUCGUGCAGAGGCCACCGUUCAGGUGGGUGAGAAACUUACCCAACUUAUAGCCGACAAUCAAGUGGCCAAGGGAGAUGUUCUAACCGUAGCCCAAAUUGCUGGCAUAAUGGGCGCUAAGCGAACCGCCGAACUGAUACCCCUGUGUCACAACAUCAGCUUGUCCUCCGUGAAAGUGCAGGCCACUCUUCUGAAAACCGAACAAUCUGUGCGGCUGGAGGCAACCGUUCGCUGCUCGGGCCAAACUGGAGUCGAGAUGGAGGCACUAACUGCAGUUUCAGUGGCCGCUUUAACUGUGUACGACAUGUGCAAGGCUGUUUCUCACGAUAUCUGCAUCACAAAUGUCCGCCUGCUAAGCAAAUCCGGCGGAAAAAGGGACUUCCAGAGGGAGGAGCCGCAAAAUGGGAUAGUUACAGAAGUCGAAUAAGUCGAAUACCCGACUAACCGGAUUAACCACGAUACGGGGAAUGGAAAAUAAACUACUGCUUACUUGAUUUAGCCACAAAUAUUAAAUUAAAAGACUUAUGAAGCAAGAAUACAUAAGUGUAAAAAUGUAGAUGAAAUCACUUCCUUAUAGGAAACUAAUUUGACUAACAUACCAAUAAAAUGUUUCAGAAC
Molecule: messenger RNA, 2232 nt
Organism: Drosophila melanogaster (fruit fly)
Lineage: Eukaryota; Metazoa; Arthropoda; Insecta; Diptera; Drosophilidae
Gene: Mocs1
Product: molybdenum cofactor synthesis 1
Exons: 4
Coding region: 252-1409 (385 amino acids)
Biological process (GO): Mo-molybdopterin cofactor biosynthetic process
Cellular component (GO): mitochondrial matrix
Molecular function (GO): cyclic pyranopterin monophosphate synthase activity; GTP 3',8'-cyclase activity; catalytic activity
Source: RefSeq, marked reviewed